AUUCGUAAACAAGUUGCGGCAUAGCUUGACCUCUGUCCGCAGUCAUGAUAUAAUAUUUAACCUAGCAGUUAAGCGUUAAUAAAUUAAAGGAUAUUAAGAACACAUUUAUGUGCUAGUGUCUGCUGCAAAUAAAUCACACACUAACGUUUAACGAAGUUUUUUUUCGUACAGUACGUGAGGUGAACUUCUACAUUUUUCACUCUGUAUGCAUAAUGAAACAGGUAAAUUGCGAUUAACCUGUGACUGACUGUGCAUACUUGUGAGGCGAUUAAAGGCUGUGUCUUUUUUGUAUCAAAAGGAUAUGUUAAUGUCAAGUGUGGACUUUUUAUUGCAUAUUGAUCAAUAAACAUUGAGACAUAUGGAACUGAUGCUAAGAAACAAUAGUACAAUAUUUGUAAUAGCGUCACGUGAUCAAAUUCUAUUGAAAACGAAAUAUAGGAAUUUUCUCUGCAAUUUCAAUUUAAUAUCAAAAUGGAAAAUAAAGCAUUAGAGACGGAUAAUCAAACAAUUUCAGCAUUGUCGUCUGCUGCAGACAAAGAACGCCCCGUGCCUAAUUCUAAUACAGCAGACGAUGAUAUCGAUUUACCAGUUUCGGUAGCAGACAAGAAAGAUAACUCGAGCGAAAAUGAAACGGUUACAUAUAUCAACCGAUCGUUUGAUGAGACGAGCGACUCUGAAGAUGUCCAGAAAAACCGCAACAAAAAUCAGGUACAAGAAGACGUGGAUUUUAUCAAAAGUGAUCUCACCGAGUUACAAGACGUAGAAUUACAAGAAGAAGAAUAUAACGGUGCUUUACCAGACCCGAUUGAUCUAGUUCUACAGGAAAUAGGCGAACAGUCUGACGAUGGUGCCGGUGAGAGACGCGAUUCAAAGAAACUCCAGUUCUCCGACGAUGCCAGAAGAAAAGAUAAGAACGAAAAGGCAGACGAAGAAUCGUGCAGUAAUCCUAUUUUUAGAUAUAAAGUUUGGGACACCAUUUUUCUGUUCUGGAACACAGCAACAAUGGGUUGGGUGUAUGGACAAAUGGGCCCGGCUCUGCCAGAUCUCCAGCUAAUAGCAGGGGUACCGCUCCAACAGGCCACGUGGCUUUUUACAGGAUUCGCCAUUGGCUAUCUCGGAGGCUGUUUGUUAGCGGGAUUUAUUCAAGACCGAUUCAAUCCUCGAUUGAUGUUAUUUUUGUACACAUUUGGUACGGCAAUCACCAUCGGUUUGUUACCAUGGAUACCAAUAUUUAUUGUCAUGGUGGUAAUAAGAGUCGUCAACGGAAUCUGUAUCGGAGGCCAAGACACGGGUAUCCACUCGAUGUUGUUUGCACUCUGGGCACGCGAUGGAGGACCCUUUAUCCAGAUGACGCACGUGCUGACAGCUCUUGGUGGAAUCAUUUCGCCCCUGAUAACACAACCUUUCGUUAGAGAGCCUAUAGACGUGCAAUCACCAAGAAGUUUAUCGUACGAGACGACAAAUACAACUCUGUCGACAGUUUCUGAUAACACAACUGUUACCUCUGUAAAUUCUACCGUGCCUAGCCUGAGCACCGGUGGCGUCACAUACUCGGAUGUUAUCGAAGAAGACACGAACGUACAGUAUGCGUUUCUGAUAACAGGAAUUCUGGUUUUCUCUGCAGCAGUUCCCUUCCUCGUCGCCGUUCUCCAAAAACGUGCUGUUAAAAAGACCACUCGUCAAUACAGCAAUGAAAGUAUUGAUAAAAACAAGCUCCCGAAAAUGGUAAAACAAAUAACUUUAGUUAUAUUGUUCGUAAAUUCAUUCGUUGCGACCGCUUAUAUAGAUCUGUUUCCCAGCUUCUUAACCACGUUUGUUAUGGGUCAGAUGAAUUGGACUCAGAAAGACGCAUCCUCUCUAACCUCUCUCUAUUUCGGGUUAUAUGCUUUGGGUAAUUUCAUUGGCGUCUUCAUUUUAGCAUAUAUUACGCCAACAAAACUGAUUGUUACGUCAUACAUUACGUCCGGAAUAUCGAUACUUGGGGUUUUACUGAGCGUUUUGUUUGAGCAGACGGAAUUGGUUUGGGUUACUGUGGCACUUAGCGGUAUCACGAUGUCUGGAAUAUUGCCAACACUCUUCACGUGGACACAGGAACAUGUGACACCAAUUACAGCGAGAAUAGCUUCCGGUCUCCUCAUUUCCGGUUCCGCAGGAGUAAUGGUAAAUCCAUUGUUGCUUGGAUACAUGAUGGAAGUGUUUUCACCAAUGUGGUUCAUAUAUCUGUCUUUGGGAGAGACCGUUGUUUGUGCGCUUCUAUUUGCAACAGCCUUUACCCUGUCUAGGUUAUAUUCUGCCCAAAGGAUCAAAAAGCACGAAACAUCGGCUCUCAAAGACACAAAGCCCGAAGAUACGGAGGAAAUACAGGAAAAAACUAAAAUAUAUCCGCGAGGAACUCUGUAUGGCGUCUAGUAAGGCGAACUCGUAGAUCAUACUCGACAUAAAGCAUUCUUAAAGCAAAUUAUUGUAUCUAGGUACCUAUAGCCUUUUGUUUGGUAUUAUUACCAUAUCUAUACUGUAUUUAUCACGCGAUAAAUAUAAAAAAGACGUACUGAAUCGUACAUGGACGGAGCAAGAAAAGCCUAUUGACCUUCAGCAGUGAUGUCAUAUCAGUGUGACGUCAUAACAGUGAAACCGAACACCAGAAACAAUGGAAAAAAUAUCCAGCCUCUGUGGUAACAAUCGGAAUUUUCCGUACCCAAUUACGGAAUUUCACGGUCGAUUUGUUUGAGUAACGUUAAUAGCCGAAGAACACCGAAGUAGGAUACUGAGAUUAUUUGUUCCAAACAACAAAUUUUCAGUUGUGGUAGCUCUGUACGAAUUUUAUAUACCUUACUUACUUAAUACCAUGCUAUAUACAUAAACGGCAAGGGAAUUCUUUAAUUAAAGUAUUUAUGUAUGUAA
Messenger RNA from Mercenaria mercenaria, 2901 nucleotides. RefSeq names its product sodium-dependent glucose transporter 1-like. Gene Ontology annotation, biological process: transmembrane transport. The coding region runs from base 472 to 2409 and encodes 645 amino acids. NCBI's taxonomy places the organism in Eukaryota, Metazoa, Mollusca, Bivalvia, Venerida, Veneridae. The transcript has 6 exons. The record is from RefSeq and is a predicted model, not a curated record.